AUGCCCUUUGGUUUGAGAAAUGCUCCAUCCAUCUUCCAAGAAAUCAUGAAUGAGAUCCUCAAGCCAUAUCUUCGUCAAUUUGCAUUGGUCUUCUUUGAUGAUAUUUUGGUUUAUAGCAAGACAUUAGAAAAACAUAUAAACCACUUAUCAACAAUCCUGGAAGUAUUGAUCGAGAAUCAACUGGUAGCAAAUUUAAAGAAAUGCCAAUUCGGAGCCACAAGCAUAGAGUAUUUGAGGCACAUCAUCUCGGCACAAGGAGUCUUGGCCGAUCCAACCAAAUUAGAGGCAAUGAAUAAUUGGCCUACUUUGCAGAACGUGAAGGAAUUGAGAGGCUUUCUUGGCCUCACAGGUUAUUACAGGAAAUUUGUGGCCAACUAUGGUGCUAUCGCCUUACCCCUGACUCAAUUGCGAAAGAAGGGAAGCGACAGUUGGAACGGGGAAGUAGAAGAGGUUUUCUAG
Benincasa hispida (wax gourd) is the source of this 459-nucleotide messenger RNA. NCBI's taxonomy places the organism in Eukaryota, Viridiplantae, Streptophyta, Magnoliopsida, Cucurbitales, Cucurbitaceae. The record is from RefSeq and is a predicted model, not a curated record.